UGCCUCUUUAAAUGUACUUAAAAUGUAUUACAGGAUAUUGGCUCGCGUAGGUGAUCUGAAUUUGGAUCCCACAAUCGAUGAUGGGGCAACCCCAUUGGAUAUUCCAAUUAAACGUAUUAUACGACAUAAAGAAUAUGACGUUCAGAAAUAUACCAAUAACAUCGCAUUACUGGUAUUGAAAAAUAUUGUUAGUUUUACUGCAUUGAUCCAACCAAUAUGUUUGCCACAAUUACCAAAUAUUAAAAACAUGGAUAUGGGAAAUAGUUUUUCGUUUAUUGCUGGAUGGGGAGAUUAUAUGUUUCGAGGUCCAAGCGGUACGUCUUUAAAAGAAGUCCAAGUUCCAAUAAUAAACCUUACAGACUGUAUAAAUGCUUAUAAAAAGAGUAGAUCCGUCAUCGAUGAUAGAAUGAUAUGCGCUGGAGAAGAAGGAAAAGACGCUUGUUCGGGUGAUAUUGGAGGUCCGUUAAUGUGGUUUAAGGAAAAACAGUUUUAUUUGAUGGGCAUUGUUUCUUAUGGUUAUAAAUGUGGUGAACCAAAUUCUCCGGGCGUGUACACCAGAGUACCUUAUUAUCUUGAUUGGAUUUUAGAGCGUAUAAACAGUUAAUACACUGAACAUUUUUUUAUAUCAAUACCUACUAACGAACGUAUUUAGUAAAACUUAAAAACUAUAUUACUUAUUCAUUUUACAUGUUCGUGUAAAUUAUACAAUUAUUCAAGUAUUCCA
Acyrthosiphon pisum (pea aphid) is the source of this 724-nucleotide messenger RNA. Its product is annotated as venom serine protease Bi-VSP. The record is from RefSeq and is a predicted model, not a curated record. The transcript has 4 exons. Lineage: Eukaryota; Metazoa; Arthropoda; Insecta; Hemiptera; Aphididae. Bases 23 to 604 code for a protein of 193 amino acids. Gene Ontology annotation, biological process: proteolysis. Gene Ontology annotation, molecular function: serine-type endopeptidase activity.